This is a messenger RNA of Brassica rapa (field mustard), 892 nucleotides long. Its product is annotated as ethylene-responsive transcription factor 1B. Gene Ontology annotation, biological process: regulation of DNA-templated transcription; ethylene-activated signaling pathway. Gene Ontology annotation, molecular function: DNA-binding transcription factor activity; DNA binding. The record is from RefSeq and is a predicted model, not a curated record. Lineage: Eukaryota; Viridiplantae; Streptophyta; Magnoliopsida; Brassicales; Brassicaceae.
AAACAGAGUAGUGUGGAAAGAAAGAAAACAGAGUAUCCCCUUGAAUAUCCCACUCUCGUUUUCUAUAUGGAUCCAUAUUUUGUUCAGUCACCGUUCUCCGCCUUCUCGCCGGAAUAUUCUCCCGAAUCUUUCUCCUCCUCAUCGUCCAACAACUACUCUCUCCCGUUCAACGAGAACGACUCGGAAGAAAUGCUUCUCUACGGACUAAUCGAGCAGUCCACACAGCAAAACGUUCCGGUCAAAACAGAGGAAGAGACCGGAACAUCAAGAAAGCCAGAGAAGUCGUACAGAGGCGUAAGACGACGGCCAUGGGGGAAGUUCGCGGCGGAGAUAAGAGACUCAACCCGAAACGGUAUUAGGGUUUGGCUCGGAACGUUUGAAAGCGCCGAAGAAGCGGCUCUUGCUUAUGACCAAGCGGCUUUUUCCAUGAGAGGCUCGUCGGCGAUAUUAAAUUUUCCGGCGGAGAGAGUUAAAGAGUCGCUUUCGGAGAUUAUGUACAGCUACGAGGAUGGGUGUUCACCGGUGGUGGCGUUGAAGAGGAAACACUCGAUGAGAAGGAGAAUGACCAAUAGGAAGACGAAAGACACUGACUUUGAUCACAGCUCCGUGAAGUUAGAUAAUGUAGUUGUGUUUGAGGAUUUGGGAGAACAGUAUCUUGAGGAGCUUUUGGGUUCUUCUGAAAACAGUGGGGCCUGGUGAAGAUUUUUUUUCUGUAUAAUUUGUGUUUAUAGGGUCCUUAAGCUUUUCGAUGUUUCUAAAUUUAGCCCCCAAUAUUUGUUUUUCAUUUUUAUUGUUUUUUUUUUGGCAAUCCGCCAAUAUUUUUAUUUGUGACAGUCUAAUAUUUGAUAUAUUGAGAAAACAUCGAAACCAACUCGUACUUAUUUUUGUGAUA